This is a messenger RNA of Arachis duranensis, 820 nucleotides long. RefSeq names its product iron-sulfur assembly protein IscA-like 2, mitochondrial. Gene Ontology annotation, biological process: iron-sulfur cluster assembly. Gene Ontology annotation, cellular component: mitochondrion. The coding region runs from base 120 to 608 and encodes 162 amino acids. NCBI's taxonomy places the organism in Eukaryota, Viridiplantae, Streptophyta, Magnoliopsida, Fabales, Fabaceae. The transcript is spliced from 4 exons. The record is from RefSeq and is a predicted model, not a curated record. Gene Ontology annotation, molecular function: iron ion binding; 4 iron, 4 sulfur cluster binding; 2 iron, 2 sulfur cluster binding.
UGUGUUUCAAAAACGCAACUGCAGAAUUAGAGGGAGAGAGAGAGAGAGCGAGCGAGCGAGCGAUUAGCGAAGCGGAGAUAUCUUCCCCGAUGGUUUUAUAGAGAGAGAUAGAGAGAGCGAUGUCGACACCACUGAUUCGGCGGCUGGCACCGUACCUGGCGGCGCGAUUCCGACAGAACGAGAGGUUCAUCAACUCCGUUCCUGCUUCUUCGUCUUCUUCUUCGGCUUCCAUUCUUCACCGUUCAACUCCGACUUCCUCUUCUUCUCCUGAGCCCGUUCACAUGACCGAAAGCUGCGUCCGAAGAAUGAAAGAACUAGAAGCAACUGAGUCAUCAUCUGAUGGAAAACUGCUUCGUCUGAGUGUAGAAACCGGUGGAUGUUCUGGAUUUCAGUACGUUUUUAAUCUGGAUGACAGAAUCAACUCAGAUGACAAAGUUUUUGAGAAAGAAGGGAUUAAACUGGUUGUUGACAAUAUCUCAUACGAUUUUGUCAAAGGUGCAACUGUUGAUUACGUUGAGGAGCUAAUCCGUUCAGCCUUCGUGGUGACUGAGAACCCCAGUGCCGUUGGUGGUUGUAGUUGUAAAGCUUCAUUCAUGGUGAAACAGUAAUUCCUGAUGAUUGCUUCCGAAUCUUCAUAACUGCUAAGAUACUCAAUUCCUUGCAAAUUAUAUUACACUAUGAAUCAUUACUUUUGUACCUCAGAUAUUGAUUGGUCGAACUAUAGAUUAAAUUUAUUGUUUGUAUAAUUAUAUCGAUGUAACAUGGAACUGUAUUAGUAAUAAGGCAUUUUCUUAGCCUGUCAACAAUGAGGAUUUGUUAA